UCUUCGAUGACUGCACACAGACUCGUCGGAGAGCCUCCUCCAGUGACAUGGAUCUCCAGGACUGGAUGUCCUUGCUGCCCGAGCAGCUGUGGGACACCCCGCUGACUCACCUGGCCAUACCUGGGAGUCAUGACACCAUGACCUACAAUCUAGACAUCUGCUCUCCUCUGGUGAAGUCGGAGCCUGACUCCCUCAGACGCCUGGAUCAAUUCUGCUGCUGCUUCACCAGGCCGGUCAUCUAUCGGUGGGCUACCACACAGGAUAAAACUAUGGAGGAGCAGCUGUCUUUGGGGAUUCGCUACUUUGACCUGCGUAUCGCACACAAGCCUGAUGAUGAAACCACAAACCUCUACUUCAAACAUGUGAUUUACACUUACGAUGUGGUCCUGGACACUCUGGCAUCCCUCGCCGCGUGGCUGGACUCCCACCCGAAGGAAAUCGUCAUCUUGGCUUGUAGCCACUUUGAAGGCAUGGACGACAAACUCCACCGGACUUUUAUUACAUCUCUCAAGAAGCUCUUCGGGUCGAAGCUUUGUCCAAGACAGGGGUCAUCGUUGACUCUGCGAGGUCUGUGGUCAUCUGGGCACCAGGUUAUAGUCUCCUAUGAAGCACCGAUUGCGUACCAGUACCAGGAACUGUGGCCAAGCAUCACGUACUGGUGGGCCAACCAGCGCACGGCUGAAGAACUCAUCAGCUACAUGGAGAAGAUGAAGAGAGCUGGACGACCCUGGAGCUUCUUCGUGACCGGCUUGAACUUGACCACUGAUCAGAAUUACAUCAUCAUGCACCUGCUACAAUCUCUGCGGACGCUGACCUACGCCGAGUGGCCGCGUCUGCAGGACUGGGUGGCGCAGCAGACUCCAGGAUCAGAUCCUCAUAGUCUCAACAUCAUCGCGGGAGACUUCGUGGGUCCACUUGCACUCAGCCGCCUGGUGAUCGACCUCAAUAACAAACUUCUGCAGAAGAACAGCAGGAAGAUGGACGAGAUUAACAUACAUUAACAUUAAACAGCUUUAACUGACUCCAGAACAGCAUUUGAACAAACAUGAAUAAGGUUCGAUGUUACAUUUCUACUGUGUGAAACUGUGAAGGUGAUUGUUUACCAGAGCUACAGACUAGUUUGUCAUGCGAACACAGUGCAACAUUGAGAUUGACUGUCACGCUCUCUUGUUGCUCCAGAUCAUGAAGAAACUUUCAAUGAUGCAAAGUAGUGUUAUCAGCC
Molecule: messenger RNA, 1222 nt
Organism: Synchiropus splendidus (mandarinfish)
Lineage: Eukaryota; Metazoa; Chordata; Actinopteri; Syngnathiformes; Callionymidae
Product: PI-PLC X domain-containing protein 1-like
Exons: 6
Coding region: 48-1001 (317 amino acids)
Biological process (GO): lipid metabolic process
Molecular function (GO): phosphoric diester hydrolase activity
Source: RefSeq, a predicted model, not a curated record